Hydractinia symbiolongicarpus is the source of this 2061-nucleotide messenger RNA. Its product is annotated as jmjC domain-containing protein E-like. The coding region runs from base 349 to 1695 and encodes 448 amino acids. The transcript has 9 exons. The record is from RefSeq and is a predicted model, not a curated record. Lineage: Eukaryota; Metazoa; Cnidaria; Hydrozoa; Anthoathecata; Hydractiniidae. Gene Ontology annotation, molecular function: calcium ion binding; 2-oxoglutarate-dependent dioxygenase activity.
AGAAGAUGAUAGGUUAAGGAGUUGUACUUGAACACAAACUCUAGCUUGCUCGACAUCUCGGAGAUUAUUGAUCUACUGAAUGUGCUUAGAAAGUGAGAUGUCUGUAUUUCAUUUGUUUUUGAUAUUCUUUUUUUCUACGAUACAAUAUCAGCCUUCUUCCAGUAAAUACUCUAUUGUCUGUUUAAAAAAAUUUGAUUCUGUCCAGCUUUUUCUCUUUUUGGUGUGUUAUUAGUCUGCUAUUCGCUAAAUUAUGUAUGACUUUACUGCCUUUUUUACUGAUUCCGCAAAAGUUACAACAAUCAAAAAUUAAUUCUUUGAUGCAAACGGAAUCAACUUACAUAAAUCAAUAUGGUAGCUGUGAAGAUGUCAUUCUUCAUCUUUUUGCUUCUUUCAAACUUCUUGCUUAUUUUUGGUGAUGAACCUGAUUUGCUUUCACAAGAUCCAAGUUUAUGGCCUGGUCACAUGGAACCAUUUGGUUCAAAGCAAAAAACAGUCCAAGUGGAGCAAGUCAAAGAUUGGCCAGAUCCCACAUCAUUUUUCAAGGAGUAUGUGGAUGGAAAUAAGCCAGUGUUAUUCAAAGGUCUAGCAAAGCGUUCACCUGCGUACGAAUUAUUUACUGAUGACUAUCUAAAAUCAUUUGAUGGAGCAGAAACCGAGGUUGUGUAUGCAGAACCAGAGAAAAAAGAAAACAGAACAAAAAGAGGCUUCGAUAUGUCAUUCAAAGCAUUUGUUGAACGCUACCAUAAAGAAACGUUAUACAUGGUGAACGCCCUUCCGUCUGCUUUGAGAAAAGAUGUUAGGAUGCCUCCCCCGCUGAGAUGUGAAGAAACUAGAGAGUUAAUGAGCAGUCAGGUCACAUGGUUUAGCAGCGGCGGAACCAAGUCAGUUGUGCAUAACGAUGACGUAGACAACAUCAACUGUCUGUUUCGUGGUUCAAAAGAGUUAUUAUUUAUUGAAUAUAACAAAAAUAAAAAAUAUGUACCUAUCGAUAACCCCCAAGGUGGGUACUCCUCCAUUGAUGUUGAUAAAGUAGAUUACACAAUGUUUCCCUUAUUACGACACGUAGAUCAAUAUGUUCACGCCACUAUGGACGAGGGUGACUGUUUGUUUAUUCCUUACCACUGGUUCCAUCAAGUGAACUCAAAAGCAAACGAGCAGGGUCAAAAUUUGGCGGUCAACGUAUGGUUUAAACACGUACAUGGUCAUCGACCUAAAAAUUGUGAUAUCCCAGUUGAGGAGGCGACGUUAGACAAGUAUGAAUUUCCUGAUGAUGAGCAGCAAGAUGAAGAGCAACCCUCACGCGUCGAACGGUUUGAAGAAUAUCUGACGAAAACCAAAAAGAGUUCUGCUAGUUUUAAAACAUUUAUGAGGCUGGUUAAAAAAGACCGAAAUAUUAACCCUGAGAAGUAUCAAAUCGAUGGUUUUCCCGAAGAUUUUGAAUCACAUAGUAGGGAUAUAUUUGAUAUACUGGACGUUACAAAGGAUGGUAAUUUGAAUGAGGAUGAUUUUGAUGAAUUGCGAAAAAAAGACCAGAGCAAAACUCAAGGAAGUUAUUUGGAAGUGGAACAAGCUUUAGAAAAAGCAGCUGCAAAGUUGGAAGAUUACUUCGAAGAUUUAGUUGAAAAUAAAUAUCAAGAAGAUAAUUCAAUUGGGACAGACUCGAGUCAAGGGCGUGACGAAAAAAUUGAGUUAUAGAUAGAUGCAAGCUGAAUUGAUGUGAAAAGUAGAAUUUGAAUUAAAAGAUAAUUAAAAUUUGAAUUACAAACACCGUGUGUCAUGCAGGCAAGAUAAAAUAACUAUCAUUUUUAUUUAUGUCAGUUGUUUUUACAAACUCUUUUCUCUGUUUUAAUUUUCCGUUUUUUAUAUUUUUUAAAUACUGAAUAUUUAUUUUUUAAUUUUUGUAUUGCUAUUUUUUAAUUACUUGUGUCGCGCAAUUAUCUUGCAGUGUGGGAAAAUUGCGUGUGAUUUUCGAGGUAGAAUUUCUUUGUAGGUUAAAAAAUAAAAUUUCUUUACGGAGAUGGGUGUAGAUAAUUUGUUGAUGAAAUAGCUAUUGUUGUAGGA